GAUUACGUAGCUAGACUUCGUCGGCGAAUCGGCGCCUACCUUACCGGUGGCCAAGCCACAGGUAUUCCCAAUUUGCCUAUGCUUAUACCCUCAGCAAGGGCAUCUGUAUAAUAAAUGUGCAUUUCCUGCGAGUCAUGUGUGGCGUCAGUGGCGAUAUAUAGAGGGCAAUCGGUGUGUUUUGAGUUACAUCAGACACGGGCUAGUCGGUAGUAGCAGCAGUCACUACGGAGAACUUUCACACGACGAGGACAACCUUACCGUACGGCCAAAAGCAGGCUCCUCGGACGACCAGGCCACUGAGACCGUAAGCGUCAUGUCGAGCCUUCGGUACUGCACACUGGUGCUGAUCGCCACUCACUUUGUGGCGAUGUCAACGUCGAAAAACUUGCCUCAAGAGGAAGAUUCUGAUUCGGCUGUCGACCAAUCGCUUAAGGACACUGCAGAUGAUCGCCACCAGCGGGUUAUGUUUGAGGGAGACAUGGCCCUGACGUUUGAACAGUAUCACGGCGUACAGUCUCUCAUAGAGGAGAACAAGAGAAACGAAGAAGAUAAGGUGACACAAUCCGAGCACCACGUCCGGAGUAGGCGCAAAGCAGCACGGGACCUGACCAUCCGCUGGCCCAAGGCCACCAUUCCGUACGAAUUUGACAGCAGCUUCAAUAAGGGGAACAGGGAGGUGUUGUUGGACGCCAUGCGCCACUGGGAGAAGCACACCUGCAUCCGCUUCAAGCCCCACUCACCCGGCCUCGUGCAGGAGCUACAGAACAAGAACUUCGUCAAGUUCAUCAAAGGGAAGGGCUGCUGGUCUGAGGUUGGGAUGUUCGUGUAUGGAAACGAGCAGAUGUUGUCCAUGGAUGACGGCUGUCUGUUUAACGGAGGGGUAAGAGGAUAA
Messenger RNA from Branchiostoma floridae (Florida lancelet), 892 nucleotides. RefSeq names its product blastula protease 10-like. Bases 314 to 892 code for a protein of 192 amino acids. Gene Ontology annotation, biological process: proteolysis. Lineage: Eukaryota; Metazoa; Chordata; Leptocardii; Amphioxiformes; Branchiostomatidae. The transcript has 6 exons. The record is from RefSeq and is a predicted model, not a curated record. Gene Ontology annotation, molecular function: zinc ion binding; metalloendopeptidase activity.